ACAAGAGGGGACGGCGCGGCCCUCAAACACCCGCCUGCGACUCACGUCAGCAGAGGUCUUUUGCCAAACUCGGCCGGACGACAACCCCGCGGUCCGUAAGGCUUGCUCACCUUAGCCUCAGUUUCCUUUCUCGGUGAGGCCCAGCCUUUCGGCCCAAAGUACCAAUUAAAACUACUGAAGUAAAAAAAAAAAAAACAGAAAGAAAAAAAACCGCAAAACGCCGAACAGACUCCUUGACUGGAAGAAUCUCGCGAGAACUUACGGAGCUCUGGCUGUUCCCGCGGAGACCUCGCGAGCGGACCUCCGGGGGCGGGCUGCCCCUUGGCCCCGCCCUUUCUGAGCGCGGGCGCGCCUUGGCGGGAAUUUCGCCUUUUUGGGAUUUAGACCACACGGGCUAGCUGGCUCUGGUCGGGACCGCCAAGGUGGAUCGUUGGGACUGAAAGUGUGAGCAGGACAUGAAGUAAACAUGGAUAACUGUCCCGCUGCGUCGACGUUCCUGACCGACAGCUUGGAGCUGGAGCUGGAGACAGAAUGGUGCAAACCCCCUUGCUUUUCUUGUGAUUUUGACAACAGAGGAGGAGGAAAACAUUUUUCUGGAGAGUCCUACCUUUCCAGCGGAGCUCUUAAGCGACUGAUUUUGAAUCUUGAUCCUUUACCAACUAAUUUUGAAGAGGAUACAGUGGAAAUAUUUGGCAUUCAAUGGGUUACUGAAACAGCAUUAGUGAAUUCAUCUAGAGUUCUCUUUCAUCUCUUGAGGCAACAGCUCUACAACUUGGAAACCUUAUUACAGGCCAACUGUGAUUUUGGGAAGAUAUCAACCCUACAUUGCAAAGCAGCCAAUAUUAGGCAGCAGUGCAUAACAUUUCUUCAUUAUGUUAAAGUCUUCAUUUUCAGGUCCCUGCAAGUACAAAAUGCUGAAAGUCAUGUUCCUGUCCAUCCCUACCAGACUUUGGAGGCACAGCUUCCCUCAGUGUUGAUUGAUGAGCUUCAUGGAUUACUCUUGUAUAUAGGACACCUAUCAGAACUUCCCAUUAUUAAUACAGGAGCAUUUGUAAAUCAAAACCAGACUAAGCUUUUCCCACCAUCAUGGCAUUUGUUACAUCUCCACUUAGAUAUCCAUUGGCUAGUGCUGGAAAUUCUUCACAUGCUUGGUGAAAAAUUGAAACAAGUUAUAUAUAGUCAUCAGUUUAUGAAUCUGGCAGGUGACAAUUUAACCAAUGUCAGCCUAUUUGAAGAACAUUGUGAAAAUCUUCUUUGUGAUUUAAUAAGCCUGUCCCUCAACAGGUAUGAUAAGGUUAGGCCUUCUGAAGCAUUAAUGAGUCACCAUUGCCCCUGUCCAUGCAUUAAAGAAUUAUGGGUUCUACUCAUUCAUCUCCUCAACCACAGGAGUAAAUGGUCUCUCUCAGAAUCAUUUUGGAACUGGUUGAAUAAAGUACUUAAAACGCUCUUUGAAAAAUCAAAUGACCGAAGACCUUCUGUGCCUGUAAUCCAGCCCAGGGAUCCAUUGGGUUUUAGUUGGUGGAUGAUUGCUCAUGUAGCAUCAUUUUAUCAGUUUGAUCGCCAUGGAAUACCGGAUGAAAUGAGACAAAUGGAAUCAAACUGGAACUUUGUAGAAGAACUGCUGAAAAAGUCCAUCAGUGUUCAGGAUGGUAUACUAGAAGAGCAGUUACGAAUGUAUCUUCACUGUUGUUUGACCCUUUGUGAUUUCUGGGAGCCAAACAUUGCAGUUGUCACCAUUCUGUGGGAAUAUUACAGUAAGAACCUGAAUAGUUCUUUCAGUAUUUCUAGGCUUCCUUUGAAAGGCCUUACAUAUGUCAUUAAGUCACCCUUGUCUAUGCUAGAAAUGGUGAAGACCUGCUGUUGUGAUAAACAAGAUCAUGACCUGUAUAAAUCCAGCAGUAGUUACACUUUUUUCCUUUGCAUUUUGGCAAAAGUUGUUAAGAAAGCAAUGAAGAACAAUGGCCCUCAUCCUUGGAAACAAGUCAAAGGAAGGAUAUAUUCUAAAUUCCAUCAAAAAAGAAUGGAAGAACUAACUGAAGUUGGUCUGCAAAACUUUUUCAGCCUUUUUCUACUGUUAGCAUGUGUGGCAGAGGUGGAAGAUGUAGCAAGUCAUGUUUUAGGCCUCCUAAAUUUCCUCAAGCCUGCCUUUAUAACAUCUCCUCUCAUUUGGAAGGGUCAGAUGGCCUUCCUCUUGAUGUACACCCAGAAAAACCUGGACAUCAGUGUUCUGGCUGAGAUAUUUUCAGGUGCUUUCCGGGAGAAAGCAAAGGAGUUCUUGGUAUCUAAGAAUGAUGAAAUGGGACAAAGACAGACUCUCUGGUCACUUCUUUCCAUAUAUAUUGAUGGUGUUCAAGAAGUGUUUGAGACUAGCCAUUGCUUGCAUCCUUCCCAUGAAAAACUGCUUAAUGAUGGCUUUAGUAUGCUUCUACGAGCUUGUCAAGAAUCUGAACUUAGGACAGUGUUGAGCUUUCUACAAGCUGUUCUGGCCAGAAUCAGGAGUAUGCAUCAACAAUUGUGUCAGGAACUUCAGAGGGAGAAUGUGGACCUCAUUGUGCAGUCUUCAUUAUCGGCUAAAGAGCGCCACCUUGCUGCAGUUGCCAGUGCACUAUGGAGGCAUUUCUUUUCAUUUUUGAAGAGUCAGAGAAUGUCACAGAUAGUGCCUCCCUCACAACUCGCGGAUGCAGCUGCAGAUUUUACUUUGCUGGCAAUGGACUUGCCCAGCACAGCUCCAUCAGAUCUUCAGCCUCAGCCAGUUACAUCAAUGAUACAACUUUUUGGUUGGGAUGAUAUCGUCUGGCCCCAAGUUGUAGCCAGAUAUUUAAGUCAUUUCCUACAAAAUAGCAUGUUAUGUGAAGCGCUUUCUCAUUCAGGCUGUGUAUCUUUUCAAGCCCUAACUAUAAGAUCAUGGAUCCGUUGCAUUUUGCAAAUGUAUAUAAAAAACCUUUAUGUGCCAGAUGACUCGUUCAUUGAUUUAAAUACUGAACAGGCAGUUGAAAAAGACUACAUGGAACAGUUGGCUGAACUGACAAGGUUGCUAUUUAAACUCUCAGAAGUAAAGAAUAUUCUCUCAAAGGCUCAAGUUGAAUAUUUACCUAUGCAAGAAGGCCCUAAAAAAGCACUUGUUCUGUUCCUCGAGGCUGUUGGUAUAACUUACGGGAAUCUGCCGACACUUUCUGAUAAAUCUGCCAUGGUCACAAAGUCCUUAGAAUACCUUGGUGAAAUAUUAAAAUAUAUAAAACCUUAUUUGGGAAAAAAAAUGUCCAGUGCAGGUCUGCAGCUGACUUAUACGAUAAUGGGAACUCUUGUGAAAUCAUGGGCACAGAUCUUUGCCACCUCUAAAGCCCAAAAAUUACUAUUCAGGAUCAUAGACUGUUUACUGCUGCCACAUACAGUAUUACAGCAAGAGAAGGAGCUGCCUGCACCUAUGUUGACUGCAAUUCAGAAGAGUCUUCCUUUGUAUCUCCAGGGCAUGUGUAUCGUGUGUUGUCAGUCUCAAAAUCCAAAUGCCUAUUUGACUCAGUUACUAGGGAAUGUUAUUGAGCAGUAUAUCGGGCGGUUUCUUCCAGCUUCACCACAUGUUUUAGGUCUUGGACAACAUCCUGUUUUGUUGGCAUUGAGAAACUCAGCCACUGUUCCACCGAUGUCAUCUCUAAAGAAAUGCAUUGUACAAGUCAUAAGGAAAUCCUACUUUGAGUUUAAAGGAUCCUUGCUCCCUCCUCGCUUAGCAUCCAUUCUGGCCUUCAUCCUCCAACUUGUUAAGGAAACUAACACUGAUGUUUCCGAGGUUGAACUGCUCCUCCCAGGAGUAUUAAAAUGCUUGGUGUUGGUCAGUGAACCUCAAGUUAAAAGGCUGGCCACCGAGAACCUGCAAUACAUGGUCAAAGCCUGCCAAGUGGGGUCAGGAGGAGAACCUGCCGCCCAGCUGACUUCUGUGUUUAGGAAAUUUAUCGAGGAUUAUGCUAUGAGAUAUGAUUAUCAGAUUUACAGCAUUUUAGAAACAGUAGCAGCAUUGGACCAACAGGUUGUUAUCCACUUGAUUUCUACCCUUACUCAAUCUCUGAAGAGUUCAGAGCAGAAAUGGGGCCUUGGCAGAAAUAUUGCACAAAGGGAAGCCUAUAGCAAACUUUUAUCUCACCUAGGACAAGUGGGACAAGAUGAGAUACAGAGACUACAAGAUAAUAUUAAAUCUAUUUUGUGAUUCAUCCUCAAUAUUAAUUAUAACUAUCUAAAGUCACUUUGCACCAUUCUGACUCCUACUUUUAAUUAAUUGUAUAAUGUUCUGUUAAAAAUACUUUCUAGGAUUUUUUUCCUUUCAUACCUGUAAGUAUAAAGUAUAUAAAUAAGGAAAUAAAAGUUAAUUAAAUAUGUUAUAGGAGCUUUCGAACUUGGUAAAACUGCAUUCUAUUUUGAAGAGGUUUUAGUGAAGCUAAAGAAACUUUUCCUAACUGGGAGUGUUAUGUGUGUAUGUCUAAGCAGGUUUAUACUGGUUGAUCCAUGGCCAUUUUACUGUAAUGUGACUUUCUGCCUUGUGAGUAAUUUAUUUCUGUUUUGUUUUUGUUUUCUUAUGAGUUAUAUUUUAUUAUGAUACUAUUUCAAAUUACCUGGCUGCCCUAUGCUGGGUUUUUUUUUUGGAGGGGUGGUCAGGAGAUAGAACAGUAUAUUUGUUAUCCUUUUUUAUACUAUGCGUGAGGCAAGUUCAUAAAAUCCUUACAAAGCACACUUAACUCUAUGAGGAAUGAGACUGAAUCUGGCUAAAUGAUUAUACAGAUAAUAUGUAUUUUUUUUUAACUUGGGCCAACAGUGUUUAUAUCAAUACUUGGGUUCCAACGGUUGCCAGAUGUUUUCCUCUACUCAUCCUUUCGUUUGUAGUUGUCAUUAAAAGACAGAUCAGGAGGAGGAUAAACAAAAGGCUUUAAGAAAAGAGAAUAAAUAAUAUUCUGGAAAUUUUUAAGUUUACAAAAUUAACAGAAGAGGUCUGAGAAGUCAGCUGAUUUAUCUCCUUGCUCUUCAAUUAGAGCCUUUUAUAAGUUAGCAUCUUACAUGUUUGAAGGGAGCCAGUUUAGUUUCCUGUAGCAGCCCAUCUCUCAACCCUUUAACUAUUUCAUUCAGAUUCAUUCCACCAGUUGGGCUUUUGUCCUUGACUCCUUUUUCUAAUGAGCAUUAUUUGGUAAAAAGAGCUCCAAUCUUAGUGUUGGGAACCCACCUGGGUCUCAAACCCAGCUCUGCUUUGUGACCUUGAACAAGUUCUUAACCUUUCUGAGCCUCAGUUUCUUCAUGGAGAAAAAUGAAUAAUAACCCUUUUUUAAAUUUCACAAUGUUCUGGUAGGAAUCAGUGGGAUAAUUGAUUUAUAAUUAUAAUCAUAUAAUUUAAAUGUAUGUGAAAGUAUUUGUUGACCUAUGUUCUGUUUGGUGGUGUACAGACAUGAUCACUCUAUCUCAUGCACAAAGGUGAAGAACACUUCCUAAUUUUGUUCCUCUUUCUCUAAUGGUACAUCCUAGAUGAAGAUCGCACUUCUUUUCAAUGUUUUCUUACAUGUCAUGUUUGCUAAGUUUGAAAUAAUUUAUUGUUUUUUUUCUUGAGUAUCUAGUGUUUAUCAUGGUUCUACUAUUCCUUCAGGAAAACAUUUCAACCCUUUCUGACUCAAGAAGUAUCUUUUAAAAUGAAAUGCAUUGCAAUCGGGAAACUAUAGAUAAUAGCCCUUUCCUAAUUGUAAUCUGUGAAGUCUAAAGGACUUCAUGACAUAUAAAUGGUUUAUUUUCCCCCCGAAUAAACUGUUUUUAAUUCAACAAAUGUGAUGAAUGAAAGCCUCUUUAAGGUUACUAAGACUUCAUAGCAAUGAGUUUCUUUUCAUUACGAUAGUGACUUAUUAAAUGAAUGAUGCAUUAUUUUGCAAGUUGUAGCAAUUGAAAUUUAAACUAUUUAAUGGGAUGCCUUUAAAGAGUUUAUGUGUGUGUGUGUGUGUGUAUAUGUGUGUGUGUAUAUAUAUUUUUUCACCCCCAAGGGAAAUUGAUAAAGAUAUCUUGGAGAAUCUUGCUCCUUAGCUUAUGAAACUUUUUAAGGGUUAAGAAAAUCUGCUGCUGAAUCAUGCAUUAGGGUGUAUAGCUGUAGAUACUAAGAAUAACUAAAGUUUAUACAUAAAAAAAUCAGUAACAAGAAAAAGUCUGUAACAAUACCUGUGUAUGUAUAUAUAUAUGUAUUUUUAAAUUUAUGUAUCAGUAAAGUUUUAAAGAAGCUGUUUUAUUGAAGAAAAAAAGAAUAUGUAUGACUCUGUUCCAUUUCUUAAGAAUCUUCACUGACCCGUAAAUUAUUACUAUGGUCUUGUCUUUUUCCAUUUCCAGACUAAAGAGUACCUAUACUUGCUUCGUUAAUGUUCCUUUUCCCCUAAAAACCCUGUAAUCCCUGAGGCGGCUGCUUCUACCAUUGUAAGGUAGGCCAUUCUCUUUGGGCCAAAUCUGGAAUGUGUUCUCAUUUUUCUUGCUCUUUGGGGCCUCUGUGACAUUGCAUUUUCUUUUAUCUUCUGAUCCCUUCCUCAGCAGUAUCACUCCUUCCUACAUACACGUUCUUCUUUCUUGUCCCUACUGGUAAGAUCUAGCCCUUCACCUGCUCUGUCUCAACAUUCUUGUAGUAGUGAACUGAUAAAACUAGCUUAUAAUUUUUUUCUAUCUGUAGUGCUAAUUUUUCUCUAAACCUGUCUAGUUGGAUUCUCCUGAAAUCUCAAGGCAACAUGUCAAGCUGCCCUUAUCAUCUUCGUUUCCAGUCUAGCUCAUGCCUUCAUUUUCUACCCAGAGAAUACACCACUUUCCCAAGUCACUUAGCCGUGACAUUUCUUGGAUUCAUUGCUCCCCACUUUUCAUUUGAUCACCUUAUAGGCUCUUGUGAUUUUUUUCUUCUUGCCAUUUCAUGCAUCCAAACAUUUUUCUAUUGGGUACUAUAAUCUCCUUCUUAUCUCUGGACUCCUGAAAUUUAUUCUUCACAUAGUUUUGACAUUAGUGUUCCUAAAAUACUUCUUUCUUCUUCUUACUUUUCCGCUCAAGGACCUCCAUUUACUUCCCAUUGUUAAUAAGCUGACAUUCAAGCCCUUCAGUCAGGAGACUUCUGCCAUCUGACGCUAUACCUUCUAUUUCCAAACUUACCUCAAGCAGGAAAGUAGACUGUCUUAGCUGCUUUCUCUGAAUGACAUGUUCAUUCUACGCUGUGGGCCUCACUCAGUUUGCCAAUUAGAAUACCAUCAUUUCUAUAGAAACCUAACCUUAAGACACUUAAAUAGGAAGAAAAUUAAAAUAUACAUGUUGGAUAUGUAAUUAUUCCACUCAAAUAAUUUCUUUAAAAUAUCAGAUGGAGUGUAGAAGAGAUGAUUGAAAGACAACAGGGUGAUGAAAGGAC
Messenger RNA from Orcinus orca (killer whale), 7384 nucleotides. RefSeq names its product MMS22 like, DNA repair protein (gene MMS22L). NCBI's taxonomy places the organism in Eukaryota, Metazoa, Chordata, Mammalia, Artiodactyla, Delphinidae. Bases 467 to 4198 code for a protein of 1243 amino acids. The record is from RefSeq and is a predicted model, not a curated record. Gene Ontology annotation, cellular component: nuclear replication fork. The transcript is spliced from 25 exons. Gene Ontology annotation, biological process: double-strand break repair via homologous recombination; replication fork processing.